AAUCGGUGCCGCUUUGCUUGUCUAGUUGAGAGUGUUUUAGUGUCGCCAUAAUGUCUGGCCGCGGCAAGCAGGGAGGCAAGGCGAGGGCGAAGGCGAAGUCUCGCUCUUCCAGGGCAGGGCUCCAGUUCCCCGUCGGUCGCGUCCACCGCCUCCUCCGCAAAGGGAACUACGCCGAGAGGGUAGGAGCCGGAGCCCCAGUGUACCUGGCCGCAGUGCUGGAGUACCUGACGGCUGAGAUCCUGGAGUUGGCUGGCAACGCGGCCCGGGACAACAAGAAGACCCGCAUCAUCCCCCGCCACUUGCAGCUGGCCAUCCGCAACGACGAGGAGUUGAACAAGCUCCUUGGCAAAGUCACCAUCGCCCAAGGAGGGGUCCUGCCCAACAUCCAAGCUGUGCUCUUGCCCAAGAAGACCGAGAGCCACAAAGCCAAGGGGAAAUAAGGUGAAGCCUUGAUCCCCGAUUAAAUAAAAAUCCCCUCGCUGAA
Molecule: messenger RNA, 484 nt
Organism: Anolis carolinensis (green anole)
Lineage: Eukaryota; Metazoa; Chordata; Lepidosauria; Squamata; Anolidae
Product: histone H2A type 2-C
Exons: 1
Coding region: 51-440 (129 amino acids)
Biological process (GO): heterochromatin formation
Cellular component (GO): chromatin; nucleosome
Molecular function (GO): structural constituent of chromatin; protein heterodimerization activity; DNA binding
Source: RefSeq, a predicted model, not a curated record